Messenger RNA from Nomascus leucogenys (northern white-cheeked gibbon), 1403 nucleotides. RefSeq names its product terminal nucleotidyltransferase 5D (gene TENT5D). Gene Ontology annotation, biological process: mRNA stabilization. The record is from RefSeq and is a predicted model, not a curated record. NCBI's taxonomy places the organism in Eukaryota, Metazoa, Chordata, Mammalia, Primates, Hylobatidae. Gene Ontology annotation, molecular function: poly(A) RNA polymerase activity; RNA binding.
AGAUCAGGUGAUGCAGAACUCUGGAAAAGGAUGUUAGUCUUCAGAGUAGGACUGUUUGUUAAAUUCAGCAAAGUCUACGAUCAGAAGACACGUUUUUCUGAUUGGUGUAUUACUUUAUUCAGUGAUAAUAUGAAAAUUACCAUCUUCACUGAAGGAUCUACUGAAUAAUCAUUUUAACUCAACUAUAUUGCAUUCUUGAAAGCAAUCCUUUCAAUUGAUCUACUGACUUCACAAUGUCUGAAAUCAGAUUCACCAGUCUCACUUGGGAUCAAGUUAUAACACUGGAUCAAGUGUUAGAUGAAGUAAUUCCAAUUCAUGGAAAGGGGAAUUUCCCCACAAUGGAGGUAAAACCAAAAGACAUCAUUCAUGUUGUGAAAGAUCAACUCAUAGGGCAAGGAAUUAUUAUUAAAGAUGCCAGAUUGAAUGGUUCCAUAGCAAGUUACAUACUUGCAAGCCGUAAUGGAAUCAGCUAUAAGGAUCUGGACGUUAUUUUUGGUGUUGAGCUUCCAAGUAACAAAGAAUUUCAGGUUGUUAAGGAUGCAGUUCUAGGCUGUCUACUUGACUUUUUACCAAAAGGUGUAAAGAAGGAAAAGAUCUCCCCAGAUAUCAUGAAAGAGGCUUACGUACAGAAAUUCGUCAAGGUUUGCAAUGAGCAUGAUUGUUGGAGUCUUAUCUCCCUUUCAAAUAACACUGGGAAGAAUUUAGAACUAAAAUUUGUGAGUUCGCUCAGACGGCAGUUUGAAUUUAGUGUAGAUUCCUUUCAAAUUGUUUUGGAUCCCAUGUUAGACUUCUACAGUGACAAAAAUGCCAAGCUAACCAAAGAAUCCUAUCCUGUUGUGGUAGCUGAAAGCAUGUAUGGAGACUUCCAGGAAGCAAUGACACAUUUGCAACACAAGCUCAUAUCUACCAGGAAACCUGAAGAGAUUAGAGGUGGUGGCCUUCUGAAGUACUGCAACUUGCUGGUUCAUGGCUUCAAGCCAGCCUGUAUGUCAGAAAUCAAAAACCUAGAACGUUAUAUGUGCUCUAGAUUCUUUAUUGAUUUUCCUCAUAUAGAAGAACAGCAAAAGAAAAUUGAAUCAUACCUCCACAACCAUUUCAUAGGUGAAGGAAUGACCAAAUAUGACUACCUUAUGACCUUGCAUGGAGUUGUGAAUGAAAGCACCGUUUGCCUCAUGAAUUAUGAAAGAGGACAGAUUCUCCACCUGAUCACCAUGAUGGCUUUGAAAGUACUUGGAGAACUAAAUAUUCUACCCAAUACAGAAGAGGUAACUUGCUUUUAUCAGCCUGCUCCGUACUUUGCAGCUGAGGCAGGGUACCCUAUUUGUGUAAUAUCUGAGCCAUCCCCCAUUAUCUUCCAGCCAUACUACCCACUGCACUUUCGUGGGUCAAAUGGUAUGGGUUAA